This is a messenger RNA of Stegodyphus dumicola, 690 nucleotides long. RefSeq names its product zinc finger BED domain-containing protein 5-like. The record is from RefSeq and is a predicted model, not a curated record. NCBI's taxonomy places the organism in Eukaryota, Metazoa, Arthropoda, Arachnida, Araneae, Eresidae.
AUGUGUGGACAGAAAGUAUGGGGUAUCGAAAAUGGUGACAAAUUGAUAUGUUCUUUAUGUACAGAUAUAAUUACCGCCAGGACUUAUAAUAUUGAGCGACACUUUUCUUCAAAACAUAAAGAUGUGAGUGAAAUGGCAAAUGAAGAUAAAUCUGAAUGCAUUGCUAAACGCGUAUUAAAUUUUGGAAAACAAAAUAAAUUCUUAAAGAGUUUUGUUACCAGCAAUAAUCACGCUACGUCUGCCAGCUAUGUUGCAGCUCUUAGCAUUGGUACCAACGGAAAACCAUUUACAGACGGCGAGUUUUUGAAAAACCCAUUCCUAAAUUGUUCCGAACACUUGUUUAAUGACUUCGCAAAUAAAAAACAAAUAAUUGAGAGAAUCAAAGAAAUGCCAUUGUCAGCUAGAACAGUCCAGCGUCGCGUUGAAGAUAUGGCCAAGAAUAUUGAUGAGCAGGUCAAAAAUGAUUUGGUAUCUUGUGACAUAAUUAGCAUUGCAGUUGACGAAAGUACCGACAUAAACAGUAUUGGUAGGCUUGCAAUAAUUAUUAGAUUUGCAUCAAUAAAUAGCUCGAAUGUCAAUGAAGAACUAUGCGUUCUUGCUUCAAUGAAUGAAACCACCAAGGCACUGAUAUUUUUCGUCAAGGUACAAGAGUUUACAAAUUUAAAAAAAAUGGGCAAGUAUUGGAUUUAA